Dama dama (fallow deer) is the source of this 2692-nucleotide messenger RNA. RefSeq names its product SREK1 interacting protein 1 (gene SREK1IP1). Gene Ontology annotation, molecular function: zinc ion binding; nucleic acid binding. Bases 188 to 688 code for a protein of 166 amino acids. The transcript has 6 exons. Lineage: Eukaryota; Metazoa; Chordata; Mammalia; Artiodactyla; Cervidae. The record is from RefSeq and is a predicted model, not a curated record.
GGGCUUUUAGGGCCUUCGCCUCCUGUCACCCGGGUGCCGCGGCGCGGGUGGGAGACAGACGGCCCCCUGGCUGGGUGUUGUCCUCGCGGCCAGCGGGAAGCGAGCGAUCCCUCAGAGGCCCAGGGGUUCUGCGACCCCUCUUACCAACGCCAUGGCAAUUCCAGAGAUAUAAAAGGUCUGUAGUGACAUGUCUCCCACCCUUUCCCCCCUGGAGCCAGGACUGCUUUCUUCAGGUUGCAACAAGGACAGUGUCCGAGCAGGCUGUAAAAAAUGUGGCUACCCUGGUCACCUGACUUUUGAAUGCCGCAAUUUUCUCCGAGUAGAUCCCAAAAGGGAUAUAGUUUUGGAUGUCAGCAGCACAAGCAGUGAAGAGAGUGAUGAAGAGAAUGAGGAACUGAAUAAACUGCAGGCAUUACAAGAAAAAAGAAUUAAUGAAGAAGAGGAAAAGAAAAAAGCAAAAAGCAAAGAGAAAAUCAAGUUGAAAAAAAAAAGGAAGAGGUCUUAUUCAUCUAGUUCCACUGAAGAGGACACUUCAAAACAAAAGAAGCAAAAAUACCAGAAGAAAGAAAAGAAAAAGGAGAAAAAGAGUAAGUCAAAAAAGGGGAAGCAUCACAAAAAGGACAAAAAGAAGAGAAAAAAGGAAAAGCAUUCCUCUGCCCCUAACAGUUCUGAAAUCUCCAAAAAGUAACUGAGACUGGCCUGAGCUAUUAAAUUUAAAAAUUUAGUUUUGAAAAUUAUUUUACCUUCUUUGAAAUUUGCCAUCUAAUUAUGCUUUGCAAUAAAUCACAGCCAUUUCCAUAUAGACAUUUUUCAUAUAUAGGACCAUUAAUGUCUGACAGUAUUUUAAUGUGCUAUGAUUAUAGAGUAUUGAAUCAGUCUUAUUACUUGAUAGCCAUGCCCCAAGUAUGGAUAUCUGUGCAACAAAACUCAUGAUUUUUGGUAUUCCUUUCUGUGUUAAUGUUAUUACUUUAUAAGCUGAUUAUAAAUUGCUUUACUAUAGUCAACACAGGCGGUCUACCUAGCAGUAAAUGAAUAUUGCUGGAUUAAGUGUCCAUCUUCCAGUGAUAAAGCGAGGUAGGCUUGACACUGAAAAUUUUAAAAGCUUUAUAUCCUAUGAUAAUGUAUCACUAUUAAGAUAAUGAAAUUCUUCACUUGGAUUUUUUUUUUUUUUUGAUGUCAUAGGAGAUGAAGCUGCUUUAUUGGUCUUGACUAGAACUUUUUAAAUGAAUGGUGUCAGCAGGAAUAUGAUAAAUAAUGAAAAUAUUUAUAACAAAAUUUCACUGUUUUCUGAGAUGCAGAGUUUCUAGUACCUGCCUCCUUCGUUUUUGUAACAGGAUAUUUCUUCCUUGUUUUAAAAGACAAGUCUAGUUCAACCUAUUUGUAAGUCUGGUAGAGAUGAUGCUGUGUUGGGCAGGAUUUUUAGGACAGACUCCUGGGUUGUUUUACAAAUGUGCCAUAUUGGCAUGUCUUAAAGAGAUACCUCAAACACAGAGUUUUUUAUUUAGAAGGACAACAGCUAAAUCUUCAUUAGGACUGAUUUUUAUUGUAUUCAGUAUAUAAAUUUUAUGAAGCUUGUUUCUAUGAGUAAUGUGGAAAUUUUUAUAAAUGUGAACAUAUAUAUUUAUUUGUCUGAAAUAAUUUGUAGUUUUGAAGCAGGUUUCCAUUGAAUUUAUGAUUUCAUAAUAUGACCAGUUUGGGGUGUUUCUCUUACUUCAGUCAUAAAUCUCAGGAGCAGUGACAAAAAUUUAGGAUCAAGAAUUUUAUUCUGUACUUUUUAAAAUUUAAUAGCCAGGGAGUUACAUCAUGAAAGCCUUUAUAUAAUAAUGAAAAUUUUGUAUGAGUCAGCAUUGUCAGACACAUAGUAGUAGGUAUAAAUGUUUCUACAUUUUUUUAAUUUCACAAUGAUCAGUGUUACUUACUUUGCUGAACACUCCAAUAUCCCUUAUGUCCUAUAAGUUAAAUACUUUUUAUUGUAGCAGCAUCGAAAGUCAGCUAGUUAUCAUGGCACAGCACCAAAGAUUGCCGAGUACCUCACUGUGGUGCAGUUACAAAUUGGUAGCCUACAGAUGUGGCUGUAGGUGUAUUCAUAAUGAUGAAAUCAGGUAAGUGUACAUAACCUCACAGGCUGGAAAGGUGGACUGAUUCUUCCUUCACCCAGCAGCCCUAGCUGGCAUGACCUCAGUAAGACUGGAAGAGCCUCAUAGCUCCUCUCUGAGCAUGUGCUUACCAGGCGUAGACUCUAGGGAAGCUACGUCCACAUCCCUGUUCUAGCAUUGCAGUCACGGAUGCUGCCACACUUGGAGCUUUUCGAUAACCCAACUUAGUCUGGUGGCCUCCAUUAAAAGACAUCCACUUGUUUAAAUGUGUUAGUCAGUUAUUUGGAGAGAAACACUGAGCUGUUAGGUUUUUAAGGGUUUGUUUUGCCUUUGCUGUAGUUUAUUUUUAAAGACGGUACUUUAUGAAAAUACAGUCCUUUGGUUAUCAGGAUAAAAAAAAGUAAAAAAAAAAAAUUCCAGCUUUAAAGAGAUGAUUAGAAAGUGCUGCAUGCAAAUAGAUGGUCUCAAUUGUAUUGAGGGUAUAAUGUGGUUAAAAGUGAUCACUGUAAUGACACAGAGUUAAUCCAGUUAUUUGUAAGUUUUGUUUGUGUUAAUUGUAGAGACAAUAAAUUGGCUUGUCAGAUUUGUUUUUUGAA